This is a messenger RNA of Panicum virgatum (switchgrass), 981 nucleotides long. RefSeq lists its product as uncharacterized. The record is from RefSeq and is a predicted model, not a curated record. Bases 1 to 669 code for a protein of 222 amino acids. NCBI's taxonomy places the organism in Eukaryota, Viridiplantae, Streptophyta, Magnoliopsida, Poales, Poaceae. The transcript has 3 exons.
AUGGGUCUCCAUAUUCUUCUUAGGGCUAGUUUGGGAGCCUCAAUUCCCACCGGGAUCCCGGCCUUUUCCCCGGGCAGGAGGCCCACGUGGAAAUUUGGCCGGACUAAACUUUCCCGCUGUUUGGAAGCCCAGGCCAGGGGGCUGGACGACCCGACCCUCGCAUUUUCCCCGGGGAGGCUCGUCCCCACCUCUUGGGUCCGGGCACGUCUUCCCCGUCCUCUCGCGAGUGACGCGAGGCGAGCGUUGUGUCUCCGGCUCUCCACCGCGCCGCACCCAGCCUCCCCGCUCUGCUCCUCGUCCAAGUGCUGCGGCACCAACCUUGCGCCUCCCCGUCGGCGCCGCCCCUUCGUCUCCCUAUGUCCCGCGCCCCUCGGAGGUGAGCCGGUCCGCAGCUUCUCCUCUGUCGUCAACUCCGCUGCGACCUUCGCCUCGGCGCACGCAGCUGAAGCAGCUCCGGGCACAGUGCCUCGUGUUCCUUACUUUCAGGUAGCAAUAACGGUGGCGGUGCAGGAGGAGACCGGCAAGGAGCCGAUGGUGACGACUGACGACAGCCGUGGUGAAACCGGGAUGUCGUUCUCUGCAGCGAUUGCUGGGUUGCCACCACCUAUGCUUCUUGGCCUGUCCUCACUGCAGCUGUUGAGUCCCCAGGCGGCUGAACCAGAAGAGUGAUAGAUGGAGGAGUGAGCAAAAAAUACAGCGAUUGAAGGGGAUUGCAUCAGAAUUGUCUCGCUCCUAGCUUCUUGCCCUUUUUCAGCAAUAUCGUCAGCUUCAGAUUCUAGAGAUCAGAUGCCUUGUGUAGUUUCCUUACAACUCAUGAACAUGAUUGUAUAUGCAGGAUUUGUACGGUAUGAUCUCCCUAAAUUCAUAUAUAUGAUUCUAAACUUAUGAUAAAAUGCUAGGUUUGUUCUGCCUAUCUCCUGUAUACAAAUGCAGUGAUGGAUCAACUUAUCAUGUAUUUCGAUGCAAAAUUUAAUAGAUUAA